Cynara cardunculus var. scolymus (artichoke) is the source of this 780-nucleotide messenger RNA. Its product is annotated as protein DMP4-like. The transcript has a single exon. Bases 85 to 729 code for a protein of 214 amino acids. NCBI's taxonomy places the organism in Eukaryota, Viridiplantae, Streptophyta, Magnoliopsida, Asterales, Asteraceae. The record is from RefSeq and is a predicted model, not a curated record. Gene Ontology annotation, biological process: endomembrane system organization.
UACAAUUAAAACCAUUACUCAUGUAUAAAUUCAACAAUCCAACAUUAACAACUCAUAGUAUCAAAUAAAGCUAAUCAAGAUUCAAUGGUUAUGGAGAUUAAGGUCGAAAAUGGGGCGGUACCUCAAAAUAUCAAAGACGAACAAGCUCCUCUCCUUGGAAACAUGCUUCUUCCCGAACCCACAGAGAAAACCCUGAUACAAAAAGCCAUUAGUCAAACAUUUGAAAGCACGGCUCACUUAGCAAAUCUUUUGCCCACUGGUUCGGUUCUUGCUUUUCAACUGCUUUCACCCAUAUUCACGAACCAGGGCGAGUGCGACCCAGUUACCCGGGGUUUGACCGCUGGGCUAGUAGGUCUUUGUGGGCUUUCGUGUAUUUUGUUGAGUUUCACUGAUAGCUUCAAGGAUCGAGAGGGUAAUGUAUGUUAUGGGUUCACCACAACCCGUGGGUUGUGGGUUAUUGAUGGGUCGACAACAUUACCACCAGAACUUGCAGCUAAGUACAGGCUGAAAUUCAUAGAUUUCAUGCAUGCCUUCAUGUCAAUUAUGGUUUUUGCAGCGGUGAGUCUAUUUAAUCAAGAUGUUGUGAAUUGCUUUUAUCCGUCACCAUCAGAAGAAACGCAAGAGCUUCUUGCUACACUACCCGUCGGAUUUGGAGUUAUUUGCAGUAUGCUGUUUGUUGUUUUCCCUACAAAACGCCACGGAAUUGGGUUUCCGAUCAGCACCAGUUAAUGCUGUUAAUUUGUAAAACAUCCAGAGCAAUACAAGUUAUUGUUACAUGCA